CGAACGAAUCGAACCAAGACACCUUGUCCAACACGAAGAAACAGUCAACAUGAGAGUAUCACAGAUUCUGAGGUCAAGCGGUGGCGACCCGAAGCCUGGCGUCUAUCUCGGCCCAUGGGGUGCUCUAGGCUCCAUGCCACAGAAGGGUGUCGUUCACUACGGUCUCGCUCCCAACCGACAGAAGCCUCUCGCUGGCGUGGCCAACGCCGCUGUCUUCAACACCUUCCGCCGCACCCGAAACCAGAUCCUUUUCUGGUCUGUGCCUCUGAUCAUCGCAUACGAAUUGAUGGAGUGGGCUACUGAGAGGAACCACUACUUGAACUCGAAGGCUGGUCGCGCCGAGUACGCUGACGAGGAGUAAAAGAGCAUGCGAGCAGUGGGGGAAGGUGACAUUGAGGAGUCUCGAUUGUGUACAUAUCACACCCUAGAAGCGAAGGAGGAGUUGUAACAACAACAUUGUCUUGAUCACCC
This is a messenger RNA of Zymoseptoria tritici IPO323, 471 nucleotides long. RefSeq lists its product as uncharacterized. Gene Ontology annotation, biological process: mitochondrial electron transport, ubiquinol to cytochrome c. The transcript has 4 exons. NCBI's taxonomy places the organism in Eukaryota, Fungi, Ascomycota, Dothideomycetes, Mycosphaerellales, Mycosphaerellaceae. Bases 50 to 361 code for a protein of 103 amino acids. The record is from RefSeq and is a predicted model, not a curated record.